Molecule: messenger RNA, 1809 nt
Organism: Lactuca sativa (garden lettuce)
Lineage: Eukaryota; Viridiplantae; Streptophyta; Magnoliopsida; Asterales; Asteraceae
Product: phospho-2-dehydro-3-deoxyheptonate aldolase 2, chloroplastic
Biological process (GO): aromatic amino acid biosynthetic process
Molecular function (GO): 3-deoxy-7-phosphoheptulonate synthase activity
Source: RefSeq, a predicted model, not a curated record
CUCUUCUUGGACCUUCCCUCCAAAUUUUGCGUACCAAAAUUUCCUCCCCUUCGUAUAAUAAGUUAUAAUACUCCCAACACGCUUCUCACUUCUUCAGGCACCUCCCUACCACCCAUCCACCACCCAGAAAAAAUGGCUCUUUGUAAUUCCAGCUCACUCCUCCCGACUAAAUCUUUCCCAAUCCAAUCUCUUCCGCCCACCACCACCAACAUAUCCAUCCGACCCAUCUCCGCCGUCCAUUCUCCUAAUCCUUCAUCUUCAAAACCAGCUUCAUCCGCCACAUCAGCCACCGUCUCCACCGCUACCCCUAAACUCUCAACAACCAGCCCAAAAUGGACCAUAGACAGCUGGAAAUCGAAAAAGGCUCUUCAACUUCCGGAAUACCCAGUUCAAAGCGACCUCGAAUCAGUCCUUGAAACCCUCGAGGCGUUCCCUCCAAUCGUAUUCGCCGGAGAAGCACGGAGCCUCGAGGAACGACUCGGUGAGGCUGCAAUGGGCAAUGCGUUUCUGUUACAGGGCGGCGAUUGUGCUGAGAGUUUCAAGGAGUUCAAUGCGAAUUAUAUUCGUGAUACUUUCAGAGUAAUUCUUCAAAUGGGUGUCGUGUUGAUGUUCGGUGGUCAAAUGCCUGUUAUCAAGGUAGGAAGAAUGGCUGGUCAAUUUGCUAAGCCUCGAUCAGACCCUUUUGAAGAGAAAGAUGGUGUGAAGCUACCAAGUUACAGAGGCGAUAAUGUAAACGGUGAUGCGUUCGAUCUAAAAUCAAGAACACCCGACCCUCAAAGAUUAAUCAGAGCAUACUCUCAAUCUGCCGCCACUCUUAAUCUUUUAAGGGCAUUUGCCACCGGAGGGUAUGCUGCUAUGCAAAGGGUAAACCAAUGGAAUCUUGAUUUCACAGAGAAUAGCGAACAGGGUGAUAGGUACCGUGAACUAGCUAACCAAGUGGACGAGGCAUUAGGGUUCAUGGCAGCUGCUGGUCUAACAAUCGAUCAUCCAAUCAUGACAACUACUGAUUUCUGGACAUCACACGAGUGUUUGCAUUUGCCUUAUGAACAAUCUCUUACACGAAAAGAUUCAACUUCCGGGUUAUACUAUGAUUGUUCUGCUCAUUUCCUUUGGGCUGGUGAGCGAACCCGUCAAUUAGAUGGUGCACAUGUCGAGUUUCUUAGAGGAAUCGCAAAUCCUCUUGGAAUUAAGGUGAGUGACAAAAUGGAUCCAAAUGAGUUGGUGAAGCUCAUUGACAUUUUGAAUCCGGAGAACAAACCGGGGAGGAUUACAAUCAUAACGAGAAUGGGAGCUGAAAACAUGAGAGUGAAGCUUCCUCAUCUUAUUAGAGCAGUUCGAAGAGCUGGUCAAAUUGUCACUUGGGUUACCGAUCCUAUGCAUGGCAACACCAUUAAGGCUCCAAGUGGCUUAAAGACUCGACCCUUUGACGCUAUUAGGGCGGAAGUGAGAGCAUUCUUUGACGUGCAUGAACAAGAAGGAAGCUUUCCAGGAGGGGUUCAUCUUGAAAUGACGGGGCAAAAUGUGACCGAGUGCAUCGGUGGAUCAAGAACCGUGACAUUUGAUGAUCUAUCGUCACGUUACCACACUCAUUGUGACCCGAGGCUCAAUGCAUCUCAAGCACUUGAGCUAGCCUUCAUCAUAGCUGAGCGCCUGCGAAAGCGGAGAAUCACUGCUCGGUCGAUUAAUUAAGCUUGAAGUUAAUUUAUGUUUGUUGUGUUCUUUUAUAAAUCGAUCAUAUUAGGUUGCUUAUAAGAGUACAUUAUCAUUAUUCUUUUUCAAAUGUAUAAGAAUGAAGACUUUGGCAGACCA